Drosophila ananassae is the source of this 2003-nucleotide messenger RNA. RefSeq names its product dual specificity mitogen-activated protein kinase kinase 6 (gene lic). The record is from RefSeq and is a predicted model, not a curated record. The transcript has 5 exons. Gene Ontology annotation, biological process: stress-activated MAPK cascade; protein phosphorylation. The coding region runs from base 447 to 1454 and encodes 335 amino acids. Gene Ontology annotation, molecular function: MAP kinase kinase activity; ATP binding. NCBI's taxonomy places the organism in Eukaryota, Metazoa, Arthropoda, Insecta, Diptera, Drosophilidae.
UAUCGCAAGAACGACAAAAUAGCAAUCUGGCAACCCUGGCGCCACUGCAUUGUUUUUGACGAGGAAACUUCUUGACUUUGCGGCGGAAAAGCGUGGAAAAGCGUAGGAAAAACGAUCGCACCACCGCAGCCAGCGAUCAAAAGGCAAACAACAAGUGUGCCCGUGUGCGUGUGGCCAAGCUUAAUAGCCGGCCGGCAAUAUUUGGUUAAUAAAUUUAGCGCCCGAACACGAUCCCCCCAUUCGUGCCGUUGACCAAAUGUGGUAAAAAUAGCCGAAUAAAGCCACCAAAAGUUGUUGUCGCCGAAAUUCAGCUGGCAAUUUAGCAAAAGCAUCCGCAACCGAAUCAAUAAAUCAUCGAACAUCCCACUUAUCGGGUGUAUAUCCUAGCCUAGAGAGUAGUUUUACGAAAAAAAAAAAACACCGCCACCGCUACCGCUACCGCCGCCAUGUCGAAACGUCCGCGACCCAUGCCCAUUUCCAUUUCCAAAGAGCCGGAACAAACCAUUGUACCGCCGCGUAAUCUGGAUUCCCGGGCAACCAUUCAAAUUGGCGAACAAACCUUCGACAUUGAGGCCGACAGCCUGGAGAAGAUCUGCGAUUUGGGCCGUGGCGCCUAUGGGAUCGUUGAGAAGAUGCGACAUCGCCAAACCGACACAGUUCUGGCCGUCAAGCGCAUCCCCAUGACCGUGAAUAUACGGGAACAGCAUCGCCUCGUCAUGGACCUGGACAUAUCGAUGCGUUCCAGCGACUGCCCCUAUACGGUUCAUUUCUAUGGUGCCAUGUACAGGGAGGGCGAUGUCUGGAUCUGUAUGGAGGUGAUGGACACCAGCCUGGACAAGUUCUAUCCGAAGGUCUUCCUCCACGACCUGUGCAUGGAGGAGAGUGUGCUGGGCAAGAUUGCCAUGAGCGUGGUGAGUGCCCUGCAUUAUCUGCAUGCCCACUUGCGGGUCAUCCAUCGGGAUGUGAAGCCCUCCAACAUAUUGAUUAAUCGCGCCGGCCAGGUCAAGAUCUGUGACUUUGGCAUCUCAGGCUACCUCGUGGACUCCAUUGCCAAGACCAUUGAUGCUGGAUGCAAGCCCUAUAUGGCACCGGAACGCAUCGAUCCCCAGGGUAAUCCGGCGCAGUACGACAUCCGCUCGGACGUUUGGUCCCUCGGCAUAAGCAUGAUUGAAAUGGCAACGGGCCGCUUCCCCUACGAUAACUGGCGGACGCCCUUCGAGCAACUGCGUCAGGUGGUUGAGGAGGAUCCCCCACGCCUGCCGGCUGGCAAAUUUUCACCAGAAUUCGAGGACUUCAUCGCCGUCAGCCUGCAGAAGGAGUACAAGGCGAGACCCAACUACGAGCAGCUGCUCAGGCACAGCUUUAUUGUGGAUCAUCUGCAGCGGAACACGGACAUUUCCGAGUUUGUAUCCCGGAUACUGGACGCGCCAGAUGCGCCGGUGGCAGCGCAGUAGUAGGAUUCGUUGCACGACCAUUAGAAUCCACUUCUCUCCACCGUGCCCCUGUAAAUUGCCGCCGCCGUCUUCUUCUAAAAAAAAAAAACAAAAAACAACUAAAAAAUGCAUGCAUUUCGUAGAUGUGUGUGUCAGUGUGUGUAUGUGUUUUUCGUCCUUGUCUCCUCGUAGAAAAGCAAAAAAUGAAAAUGAAAUCCAAACCAGCAACAAAAAGCAAAUCUUAAGCCUCUAAAACUGAAAAACUGAAAAUGCAUAAUUAUUAAUUUAAGUAAAAAGCUAAAAAAAACUUGCAAAGCUAUAAAAAAUAAUCAAGAGAUUGAAGAGAAAACAAGAAAAAAGAAAAAGAAACCGAACCGUGCCUCCUAGCUGGCGAUGCUGCUGUCUUGAAAUCAUAAUAAUUAAAAAUAUAUAGCAUAGAGAUGGAAAGCAGAAGAAUACAAAAAUGAAUGUAAAAACUUACUAAACUAAAAAUUAAAAACAAACAAAAAAUAUACAUAUAUAUAUAUAUACGAUAAAAUGUAAAACCUUUUGAAAACCAAAAUAGCCGAA